UCAUGAGCUCAGGCCAGCCCCACCUCCUAACUUCUGCUCCCCUUGAUAGAAGCUUCUGGGAUCUUCGCAGGUUGUCUCAGUUCUAGACGCCGAGGAUCCGCACGCUCGCAAUGCCGCGUGGAAGCCGAAGCCGCACCUCCCGCAUGGCCCCUCCGGCCAGCCGGGCACCUCAGAUGAGAGCUGCACCCAGACCAGCACCAGUAGCUCAGCCACCAGCAGCAGCCCCACCAUCUGCAGUUGGCUCACCUGCUGCUGCACCCCGGCAACCCGGUCUGAUGGCCCAAAUGGCAACUACUGCAGCUGGUGUGGCUGUGGGCUCUGCAGUUGGGCACACUCUGGGUCAUGCCAUCACAGGGGGCUUCAGUGGAGGACGUAAUGCUGAGCCCUCAAACCCCGACAUCACUUACCAGGAGCCUCUCGGAAGCCAGCCAGCACAGCAGCAGCAGGUUGGCCCUUGCUUCUAUGAGAUGAAACAGUUUUUGGAAUGUGCCCAGAACCAGACUGAUAUCAAGCUCUGUGAGGGAUUCAAUGAGGUGCUGAAGCAAUGCAAACUUGCAAAUGGAUUAUCCUAAUCAAGAAGUACAAAUUGAAGAAAAGGAAAAUUGCCUUUCAAGACCAAGUUAAUUUAGCAUGAAAAUGUAAUUGAUAAUGAAAAGGGUAAAAUCAUCAGUUAAACCUC
Molecule: messenger RNA, 679 nt
Organism: Nycticebus coucang (slow loris)
Lineage: Eukaryota; Metazoa; Chordata; Mammalia; Primates; Lorisidae
Gene: CHCHD2
Product: coiled-coil-helix-coiled-coil-helix domain containing 2
Exons: 4
Coding region: 111-572 (153 amino acids)
Biological process (GO): mitochondrion organization; positive regulation of transcription by RNA polymerase II
Cellular component (GO): mitochondrion; nucleus
Molecular function (GO): sequence-specific DNA binding
Source: RefSeq, a predicted model, not a curated record